Molecule: messenger RNA, 1500 nt
Organism: Cornus florida
Lineage: Eukaryota; Viridiplantae; Streptophyta; Magnoliopsida; Cornales; Cornaceae
Product: metacaspase-1-like
Exons: 5
Coding region: 162-1286 (374 amino acids)
Biological process (GO): proteolysis
Molecular function (GO): cysteine-type endopeptidase activity
Source: RefSeq, a predicted model, not a curated record
UCUCUCUCUCUCUCUUACUUUCUCUCUCUAGCUUCGAGUUCCCACCAACUCCAUUAUUCUAAAGAUUGACUGACUCCUUCCUUCUUCCCGUCUUCCUACAAAGCUUUCCAAUAAUAUUUCUCUCUUUCUCUCUCUAAAAUCUCUCUCUUUCUCUCUCUACAAUGUUGAUGCUCAUCAACUGCUCACAUUGCAAGACGCCGCUACAUCUCCCACCGGGGGCCAGGUCCAUCCGAUGCGCCCUAUGCCACGCCGUCACCAACGUCGCCGACCCUCGCGGCGUCGUUCCACCUCCGCCUUACUCCGCCUCUGGCCACCACCACCCUCCUCCCCCCGCCUACCACCACUACCCUCCCCCCCCGGCGGCGGCGGCUCCGUCGCCGUACAACCACGCGCCCCCGGGUCAACCGCCGUCGGUCCACGGCCGCAAGAGGGCUGUGAUCUGCGGGAUAUCGUACCGGAACUCUCGGCACGAGCUCAAAGGUUGCAUCAACGACGCCAAGUGCAUGAAGUAUUUAUUGAUCAACAAGUUCAAAUUUCCUGAAUCUUCCAUUCUCAUGCUUACUGAGGACGAAGUUGAUCCAUAUAGGCGUCCCACAAAACACAACCUUAGAAUGGCUAUGUUUUGGCUUGUACAAGGUUGUCAGCCUGGAGAUUCCCUUGUGUUUCAUUUUUCUGGCCAUGGUUCACAACAAAGGAACUAUACUGGAGAUGAGGUAGAUGGAUAUGAUGAAACACUUUGUCCCAUGGAUUUCGAAACACAGGGAAUGAUUGUCGAUGACGAGGUUAAUGCGACAAUUGUCAAGCCUCUUCCUCGUGGAGUCAAGCUUCAUGCAAUCAUAGAUGCUUGCCAUAGCGGGACUGUAUUAGAUUUACCAUUCCUUUGUAGAAUGGACAGGAGUGGACGAUAUGUAUGGGAGGACCAUCGCCCUCGAUCAGGUGCAUGGAAAGGAACAAGUGGUGGGGAGGCCAUUUCAUUCAGUGGCUGUGAUGAUGAUCAAACUUCUGCUGAUACAGCUGCUCUAUCAAAGGUCACCUCUACCGGCGCAAUGACUUAUUCUUUCAUCCAAGCAAUUGAACGCGGACAGGCUACUACAUAUGGGAAUAUGCUAAGUUCGAUGAGGUCUACCAUCCGUAGUACUGACAACGAUAUUGGGGGUGGUGGUGUUGUGACAUCUCUGCUGACUAUGCUUUUGACUGGAGGGAGUCUUGGUGUUGGUAUGAGACAGGAACCUCAGUUGACCGCUAAUGAACAAUUUGAUGUGUAUACGAAGCCUUUUUCCCUAUAACAUUUAAAGCACAUCUCCAGCCUUUGGCUUGUAUUCUGUUUUGGGAACAUAAAUUAAAUUUGUACAGUUAUUGAGAGAAACCAUUUCUAUCAUCAAUAUGAAGUUCAUUGUUCUGCUGUCUACCUGCAAGUCACUAUACAUGGCUUCAAUUCAGACUGAUAUUGUGUUGCAAUUAAUAAUGGUAUUUGAUCAUUUGAAGGGUUGCUAUAGUUAA